Anopheles arabiensis is the source of this 1797-nucleotide messenger RNA. Its product is annotated as myosin-13. Gene Ontology annotation, cellular component: early endosome; membrane. The record is from RefSeq and is a predicted model, not a curated record. NCBI's taxonomy places the organism in Eukaryota, Metazoa, Arthropoda, Insecta, Diptera, Culicidae. Bases 301 to 1512 code for a protein of 403 amino acids. The transcript has 6 exons.
GCGUGCAUGAUUGGAAAUGUUUUUCUUGCCGUUGUCAUUUUCCGUAGCAGUGCGAAAAAAUAUUCCGUAAUUUCCGUGCUACGGAAAGAAAGUUUUUAAGUGAUCUAAGUGAAUGUAAAGUGAACAACUUACUUGCUUACUCCUAUCAUAAAGCAAUACGCCCACAAUGCUACAAGCAUGAGUCGCUAGCCGAUAGUUAUCGCAUUCCCAAUUGCUCCGACCGCCGAUGCAUGCUGGCAGCAAUCUGUUGUGACACCCAGAGUUAGUUCUUUACCGUAUAGUGAAAGCUGCCCAGCAUAGAUGGAAGCAAUGGAAGCAGAAAACUCCAACAAAUACCAGAAACUAGCCACCGAAUACUCAAAACUCCGUGCCCAAGCGAGCGUGCUGAAGCGGGCCGUUCUCGAUGAACAGAACAAAAACUCUUCCCUGCGGGAAUCUUUACGUCUGAAAGAGGCGACACUGCGAAAAUCGGAACAGGAAGUGGACAGUUUGGGGUUCCGCAACAAGCAACUCGAACGGCGUGUUGCAGCAUUGCAGGAAAAUCUCGAGCACGAGCUGAAGAAAGUGUCAGGUGGCAAAACGCUAAAAACGAAAUCAUCCAACAACGACCUCAACGCUGUCGCGGGCACGGAAACAACGGGCGUGAUCGCGGAAGAGCUGCAGAAAAAGAUUCUCGAAAAUGCACAGCUAUCAAACAGCGUUGAAGAUAAGAGCGCAGAGGUAAAGCAGUUACAAAAUCGCAUCGAAAGCCUCAACCGGGAGCUGCAGCAGCAGGCGACGGUGGAGCAAAAGCUGCGGAAAGAGCUCGAACUACUUACCGUACGGAACUCGGAGCUUGAAUCUAAGGUUUCGGAAGCAGCAAGCACGAUUGGAAGUGAAGAUGGUUUGAGUGUUACGACGGAUGUGGAAAACCAUUUCAACCAUUUCACGGCCAGCUCGAACAGUGCGUCCCAGGUGCAGAACAAUGGCACCGUCAACACCACCAAUAACAACAACAACAACACCACGGCUGGAACUCAGGACGAUCGGGUUGUGUUUCUCGAAAAGGAGCUGAACCAUUGGCGGGCCCAGUACGAGCUGCUGAAGAUAGAAACCUCUAGUCACAUACGAAUAGUGCCAAAAGUAGCCGAGCAAAAGGAAGACAUUUUCAGUCAUGGGGCAGAUGGCAUCAAUAGAACGCUGGAGGACAAUCAACAGCAAAACGAAGUGCAAACACGAGAACAAAAGCUGACAGAGUGUUUUACGAAAAGCAUCGAAGAAUUGUUCCAUGACAAAUGUCGGGCUGAAUCGAAACUUGCUUCACAUUUCAUUGAAUGUCAAAGACUGCAGACCCAUUUGGAUGUUUUAAAGAGUCGUCUAAAAGACCGGGAAGAGGCCAACAGAGAAGAGGAGCGUCGUUACCGUAUCAUCGAAGAUGAAUUGUCCCGCACGCGGCUCAACUACGAGGAACAAAUCAGUGUCCUGACCGAGCAAGUGAUAAGCCUAAGUGAUCAGUUAGCCAAGGCCAAGUAGUGUCCCGAAAGCGGGCAAAUCGAACGCACUCAGUCGUCUUUCCACUUUGUGUUGUAGCAACACACCCGAAGAGUUGUAUCCAGUUCGCGGCGUGUGCUUCUCCCUGAAAUGUGAAUAUCAUUCUAUACUCCUUCCGGUGCUAGAAGGAAAGUCGCAUAUACUCAAGUGUGUGUGUGCGCGCGCAUUAUGCAAUAAGCUAGUAACGGCAACCCUGUCGAAACGUUUACUGGAUGUGUAAUAAAUUCUUAUAAAACAAAAUAAGUUACUACUGAUGUGCUUAUCAAA